Molecule: messenger RNA, 2034 nt
Organism: Caenorhabditis elegans
Lineage: Eukaryota; Metazoa; Nematoda; Chromadorea; Rhabditida; Rhabditidae
Gene: oac-21
Product: Acyl_transf_3 domain-containing protein
Exons: 12
Coding region: 1-2034 (677 amino acids)
Molecular function (GO): acyltransferase activity, transferring groups other than amino-acyl groups
Source: RefSeq, marked reviewed
AUGUUCCAACCAACACAAAAAUCUUCAAAACGACUAGAUCUUCAAGGCAUCCGGGCUCUCGCUAUUCUAGUUGUUCUUGGCUUUCACUUUUACCCAAAAUAUUUUCCAAAUGGGUAUCUAGGAGUUGAUCAAUUCUUUGUGCUCUCCGGGUUUCUAAUGUGUAUGCUGCUGAAGCGAGCCGAAAAUCAAUCGGCGUGCUCUUUAGUGACGCUGUUUUAUUCGAAGAGAUUCAAGAGAAUUCUUCCAUUAUAUCUACUUAUCAUCCUUAUUUCCAUGAUUUGUCUCUAUAAUUUCUUCCCCGACACAGCUAUUGAGACGAACAAGGAGUCGGCUGUAAAUGCACUACUUUUUGUGUCAAACCGGCCAAAAACUGCAGCAGAGGACUAUUUUACCAUGCUCUCUAUCGCAAUUGACAUCUUCACACACACCUGGUCGUUAUCUGUGGAAAUUCAAUUCUACUUCCUGGUUCCUUUCAUUUUUCUCCUAUCAACCAAAUUACCUAGUAAGAUGCAAUAUGGGUUCUAUGGAGUUGUAGGGUACAUAUCAUUAUGGUAUUUCUAUUCCGUACCUGAGACUGUGGCAUUUAAUAGCCUUUUUGCAAGGAUCUGGCAAUUUAUGUUAGGCAUGGUAGGGUAUCUUCUCGCAAUUUUAAAACCCAAAUAUUCAAAUUGCCAUGUGCUCAGCAAUUUGGAAGACGGUCAGGGGAGUCAAGAACCCUGUCCAAAUGAUAAAUUUCGUUGGUUUUUGAUACAUUCCCAAUUCAUGUCGUACAUAACACUGCUCAUUUUACUGGCUAUUAAUAUUUGCCCGUUUGCCUUGCCGGCGGAGCUUGUGAGGCCUCUAGUAACAAUGGGCACCGGAUUCUUAAUGCUGCUAUCUGAGGACAACUUGGUAUUAUCGAAUAGGAUACUAAUUUAUAUAGGAGACAUUUCAUUCUCCUUAUACCUAAUCCACUGGCCUAUUUACGCGUACUGGAAACUCACUUGCAAUGGAAAUCAGAUUUCAUUAGCUGUUGCUCUGGCGUCGUCUAUAGUUUUUGCUGUAAUCACUUAUGAGAAUUUCGAGAAAUGGUAUCUCCGACUAUCUUCUACAAGUAUUGGCCUACUUGUUGUAGCACUAUUCUUUAUAAAUAUAGUGGUAAUCAACAAGGAUCAGAUCUUGGAUCACGUGAACUUUUCUGGGAAGGAUAUUUCAAGUUUGGAUAAUGUUACGGAUGACAUGACUCUUGACGACGCGGAACGCCUAAACCAUCGCUGGAAUGUCAAUGACUAUAAAAACUUGUACACUUCCACGUGUAAGUAUGAGAACAAAGUUGGUCCACUCGGAUGGUGUAGACAUACUGGUCUUUCUAAAUCUGGAAAAUACAGGUUGGCAACAAUUGGUAACAGUUGGACGGCCAAUCACGCGAAAUUGUUCUACCAGGAAUGUAGUUAUAAGGCAAAGAGUAUCAUGCAGGGUGCUGCAUAUGGCUGUGAACCUUUGUACCCCACUACUCAAUAUACGGUGUGUAAGGCAAACUUCACAGAUUUCGAGCAAAGAAUUCGCAAGGAAAAGCCGGAUUUCGCUUUUAUCAUUACACGCUAUAUAUCAAUUGGUGAACCAUUUCCAAAAAACGUGACAACUUUUGAACAAGACCCCAUCUACCAGACUAUGAAGGAGCAAAUGCUAAAAUUCAUCUCAAAUAUCAAGUACAAAUUGUACAUACUUGACGCCGUGCCACGAAUAAAUGCAAAGGUUGUCAGGAGAAUUACUAAAUUUAUGAGAAACCACACGGAUCCAGUGGCUAUUGAUAAAGCAAUCGUCAUAUUCCAUGAAUACGAGAUGGCUCGAAAAAGACACGCACAACUGAUCAAAGACUGCAAUGGAAAAUGUGUGUUGGUGGAUUAUGUGCCAGAAUUCUACAAUACGGAAACAGGAACAUUCCGGUAUUUUGACAAACGGGGCUUUUCGUACUGGACGACACCUUCCCACUUGUCACCGCAUGGAAUUGAACAUGUCAGACAUGUUUGGAGGGAUAUUUGUGCGAAAUUAUAA